Molecule: messenger RNA, 2852 nt
Organism: Chara braunii
Lineage: Eukaryota; Viridiplantae; Streptophyta; Charophyceae; Charales; Characeae
Source: the annotation of a GenBank genome assembly
GGAGAGGCAGGGAUGCAGGGAUGGGGAAUGCAGAGGAGGAGACCUGUUGUGGCAGAGAGGGCCAGGGAUGGGGAAUGCAGAGGAGGAGACCAGUUGUGGCAGAGAGGGAAAAAGGAAGGGUGAGGGGAGAAUAAUCGGAGGGGAUAGAUGGAAGUCGUCGAAAUGUGGAUCUCGUUGGGCAUGACCACUGCAGUGAAGUACGGCGAAGGGUUCGCCAUGCGUGACGGGCCUCCUCAUUUGGGACUGUGGUCAGGGACGAGAUUGAGAAGAAGGAGAGCAAAGAGAGGGGUAUGUCAGGCCCAUGUUGAGGAGAUGGGAGAGUCUGGGAGCAAAAUGCGAAGGGAUCCAGCAGUGGAUGACAAUACAGUGAGGGAGAAGAGGAGAGUUCCUACGAAGAAUCCAGAAGGGGCUAGCUGGAGGUUGAUGCCAAUUAUGAGAAAGAAAGGAGGAAACAGAUGGGAACGAGAGAGCAGGGUGGAUCAGGCUUGCAGCAUGGAGUGUUUUCUGGCACGGGGCUGGUGAGCAAUCAGCUAGGAAAGAUCGAGAUGGGAGAUGGAGGGGACAACUCUUUUCAUACAUGAAGCAUAAAUUAUGUUCGCUAAGCUGAUACCUUCAAGCAAUCUAUGUUGGGAGGCAGGUAGAAGGAAAAAGAUGAGAUCAUAGGAGCAUUUUGCGAAAUGGGUAGGAGGAUGGAUAGGAGGUGGCGGCGGAGGGGGAGGUGUAGGUGGGGUAGGUGGAGUUAUGGAAGAGUAGAAUUCAUGUGCAAUGGGCUUGUUGCACCCCCAAAGGAUCAGGGAAUUGGACGAAGACAAUCAUGGUGGAUGGUGGAUUUUAUGGGCAUAAGCCGCAUAACUAAUCAUGCACCACAUGCUCAUGGGAGAGACAGUCGAAGAACGAACAAUUGCAGGUUGCAGGAGGGGAGUGGCUAUAUCUAGGACCACGAAGGGAACAUGCGCCGGAUCGGAGAGUCGAAAAGGUUCAGCUAUCUCCUGUGCCCAAUUUGCUAGCUUAGGCUUGAACUUCGCCUGCGCUGCAAGCCAUCGUAGUGUCUUGUCGUAUGAAUAAACCUUGACAUGUCUUCCUAGGAGAAAGUGUCGUCAAGGCUUCGACUCGCCGUACAACGAGUUCUGGCCAUCAUGUUUCCAGCAAGCUCAUAUGGCACCCGUGCAUUCACGGCGAUCCUCGUCAAAGGUACUGGCAUGUGCAGCAUCUAGCAGAUGCGUGGGUGAGAUUGAAAAUGACUCGGGACAUGGCUUGUUCAUGUUUUGUGCAUUGAGUGCUACGUAGAGGUGGAAGUUACCGUUUAGGGACCAGGAACGGUAUUCACAAGGUAAAUGAGAGGGACAGGUAUGCGCAAGGGGGGGAGAAGCAGGAGGUUGGUUCGGAGAGCUGGAAAGGCAAGCAAGCAAAGCGCUCAGGAGUGAUGUUUUGGACCAGUGAAGCACGCAUGCGGCCAGUGGGAGAUAGUUUGGGAUUUCACGGUUGGGUGGAUGUCGUCGUGGCGAGACAGGAGGGAUGACAUGUCCAAGUAUCCGAUACCUGGGAUGCGGGUCUACAAGCAAAGCAAGCAUUCCACGAAUGGAAGAUAGUUUGAGCAAGCAUUCCACGAUUGGAAGAUAGUUUGGGAUUUGGAGGUUGGCUGGUUGUUAUCUCGGCCUGAUAGGAAGGAUGUGUGGGGUAAGUGUACCUUGGAUGAAGGUCUACCAGCAAAACAGGCAUUCCAGGAAUGAGAACGAAGCAAGCAUUCGGCCAGUGGAAGAUAGUUUGGGAUUCGAUGGUUGGGUGGAUGUUGUCGUGGCGGAAUAGGAAGGAUGCAUGGGCCAAGUAUACUAUACCUGGGAUGAAGGUCUACCGGCAAAGCAAGCAUUCUGCGAAUGGAAGAUAGUUUGAGAUCUGAAAGCAAGCAUUCUGUGACUGGAAGAUAGUUUGGGAUCUGAAGUUUUGGUGGAUGUUAUCUUGGCGCGAUGCACGGGGUAACUGUAUCUUGGAUGAUGGUCUACCACCCAAGCAAACAUUCCAGGAAUGAAAGAUAGUUGAGGGCUCGACGGUUGGGUGGACGUCAUCGUGGUGCGGCUCAGCGGUUGGGUGGAUGGCAUCUUGUGGCGUGAUAGGAAGGAUGCAAGGGGUGAGUGUACCUCCGAUGAAGGUCUACCAGCGAAGCGGGUAUUCCGCAAAUGGAAGAUGGUUUGACGCUCGAUGGCUGGGUGAAUGCGGUCGUGGCGCAGCUUGACGGCUGGGCGGAUGUCAUAGUGGCGUGAUAUUCCAUGAAUGGAAGACAGUUUGGCGCUCGAUGACUGGGUGUAUGUUGUUGUGGCGCGGCUUGGCAGCUGGGCGGAUGUCAUCGUGGCGUGAUAGGAAGGAUGCGUGGGGUAAAUGUACCUACCUUGGAUGAGGGAAGACCUGCAUAGGGAACCUGUCAGUGUAUCGUACUCGUGCAUGUCUGAGCGCGACAUGCUGAUUACCCGUAGAGCUCUGUUGGCUUGGGAAGAAGGUCCUUGUGGAAGCGUAAAGGCUGAUGGAAAUAAUGAGUCUGUCCCAUGGAGUACAAGGCAUCUUUUGUGGCACUUAGCAUUAGUUUGUACAUAUGCAUCGCGUUUGUUCUUUGCCGCCCAGUCGCUUGGUUCAAUUCAAGGCUUCUGCUGCCCUGUGUGUCCGUGUCAGAGGAAUGUACGUUCACUUUGUUAAGGUCGGACCCUGCGGCCACUAUUCGGUGAGAAGCUGGCAGCCUUCUCCAGUUGUCUUAUUAGCCAGACGUGACAAGUAAAUAAUUUGGCGCAGAAUAGUAGCAUGGGGUCCUGGUGGCCCUUUUAUGUGGUGUGCUUCAGAGAAUCUAGUAAAGGAGCAGGAUUUGG